AUGGCCGACAACCUCCCCUCCGGCACCGAGUUCCGCGCAGGACGCUCCGACUCGACCGCCUCCGCCGCGAGCUCGACCGGCAGCAGCAGCGCCGCCACCGCACCCAGCUGGGCCGGCGUGAAGCAGCAGGCCGCCACGGCCGCGACCACCGCCACGCAAGCGACACGACGGGCGUCGCAGGGCGCCGGGUCGCCGACCUUCCGGCGGCCGUCGCACCCGCUGUUCGAGGGCCUGACGGCGCAGAAGCGCAAGGACGACGCCGAGUCGGUGGCGCGCCGGCAGAGCAUGAGCGAGCAGCGGCCGGCGGCGGGGUUUAUUGGGCAGAUGUGGAAUAAGGUCUUUUGUCUAGUUGGGUAUACGGCAAGAAGUAACUGCGCCUUUGGCCAGAUACUGCCCGUAUCAAAUUCUUCUUACCUUCUUUUCGACGGCAAGACGGCGGCGCCAACGGCAAUUCGGGCAGGAGUCCCCCAAGGCUCACCCCUUUCCCCUGUUCUCUUCAUCCUCUACAUUUCCUCAUUAUACAAGCAGCUAAAAGACGAGCACCCUCACUUGGCUAUAACAGGGUUUGCGGAUGACACCAACCUUCUAGUAUUUGGUCGAAACCCCGAAGCCAAUGUCCGGCAACUAGAGGCGGCGUGGGAAACGUGUAUACGAUGGGCGGACAGUCGGGGGAUGAAGUUCGCCCCGGAAAAGAGCGAACUGAUCCAUUUCAACAAAGGGCGACGGCAGUGGACCGAACAAGUAAACCUUGCCAACCCAAGGGGAGGCACCAGCCCCGUUAAACCAGAAGGGUCUGCCAGGUUCCUGGGAGUCUGGUUGGACUGGAAACUCAACUGGAAGGCCCACCUGGUGGCGGUGGAGAAGAAGCUGAGGACCCAGAGCUAUGCCCUGUCGAGGAUCGUGGCAAAGACAUGGGGGAUGGGGCUAGCCAAAGCGCGAGAAGUGUACACAAAGUGCAUCCGGUCGGCGCUGGCCUAUGGCGCAUCAUCGUUUCACAUCCCCACGGAUGUGGGAGGCGAGCCGGCAAAGAAAGGCAUCACUAAGGCCCUCGGGAAGGCCCAGAACAAGAGCUUGCGGAUUGUGGCGGGAGCCUUUAAGUCUACCCCCAUCCGUAACCUCGAGACAGAGACAUGGGUACCACCAUUAGACUUGUACCUAAACAAACGGCUUGCAGAUUUUGAGAACCGACUCCAACAACCCGAUCUGGACGACGGUCGAGGCGGCAAGAAGACGGCGGCGAGCGUUGUCCUCACCGCCUGCCGCAAGAUUCAGCAGAGACUUAGCUCGAGGAGGGGCAACAGGGGCCGACCGCGAACCUUGGGACCUCAAGGGCCUACGGCGGUGGAGAGAGCCGCGGGCACGGUCAUGCGCUGGACGGGGGGAAUCGUUGAUACGAACAGGGUAGUAGAAGAGGCUUGGAAAGCGAGGUGGUUAAAGGAAUGGGACGGCAGGGCAAUCACCAGGCCGGCGGACGACUUUGACCAUCAGCAGGAGACGCUAUUCCGGAACGAAACCCUAAGGAGGCACGACGGUCUCAGCAAGGCAAAGAGCUCACUGCUGAUUCAAAUCCGGACGGGAGCGAUAGGCUUACGGGACUUCUUGUUUACACGGGAAGUCCCGGAGGUUCUGACUCCUGCCUGCGAGUGUGGCGAGGGACGAGAGACUGCCGAACACCUGGUAGUGUGGUGUUUGGCCCCACCGUUGACUAGAAGAUGGGAGAGAACUGGAAUUCGGACACGACGGGACUUUUACUCUGUUCUACACGGCAUCAAUCCCACGACUGCACGGCUCGCGAGGAGAGUUCUCGACUGGCUGAUGGACUCGGGGAAGCUGCCGAUGUACAACUUAGCCAGGAGGCUCGAGCUGGAAGCGGCGGCCUGA
Molecule: messenger RNA, 1881 nt
Organism: Chaetomium globosum CBS 148.51
Lineage: Eukaryota; Fungi; Ascomycota; Sordariomycetes; Sordariales; Chaetomiaceae
Exons: 3
Coding region: 1-1881 (626 amino acids)
Source: RefSeq, a predicted model, not a curated record